AUGUCAAUUGAAUCAAGAAUUAAUCAAUUGGAAUUCCAAAUUGAUACUCAACAAAACAUUCCAUCUCAAGUAAACAAACUAAACAAUUAUAUAAAUCAAUUCAUCAAAUCUCAACCAUCAAUAACUAAACUAUUCCAAUUCUUAAACAAUUCAAACAUUCAUUUUUAUUAUAAUCAAGAAUUUCAAAAUAUAAAUGAAUUAGAUGUAAAAAGACAAUUCAUAAACUCCAACUUACAACAAAUAACAAAUCAUGUUGAAAAUUUAUUAAUUUUACAAAAUAUGGAGAAAAAACAAUUGGAAUUUGGAAUUAUAAAUAAAUCUAAACAAAUUGAAAAUCACUUUGAGAGGUUAAGAGAAUUGGAGUUUAAAUAUAAUCAAUUGAUUUUAAGAUCUAUAAAUUUAUUACAAAAUUUUCUGAAAUUGAAUGAGAAUAUUAAACGGUGUUCUAUGAAACUUCAACGAAGCUGA
Molecule: messenger RNA, 468 nt
Organism: Hansenula ciferrii
Lineage: Eukaryota; Fungi; Ascomycota; Saccharomycetes; Phaffomycetales; Wickerhamomycetaceae
Exons: 1
Coding region: 1-468 (155 amino acids)
Source: RefSeq, a predicted model, not a curated record